GUCGGAAGCUCCACCAGCACCUCAGAGCUCUUGUCCUUGCAAUCCACCUCACCUCGCGCCUACGUGAGACUGUAAGGGGACCUGAAACUACAACUCCCAGGAGGCACCAGGGCAGCCCUCUAUGCAGCCAAGCCCUGAGGUGGGCCUGGAGCCCCCAGAGAGCAGUGCCCAGCAGGCAGCCCCCAGCACCCCUGCUCCUGCCUCCCAGAGCCCCCGAAGCAGAGCAGCCGCCAUGCACAUCCCCGAGAGCCUCCAGGAGCUGGCUGACAGCGAAGCCGUGCAGUUCCUGAAGAGGCCAAAGACGGUUGCCCGGAUCUUCACAGGGGUCUUCUCCCUCAUCGUCUUCUCCUCUCUGCUGACGGAUGGCUACCAGAACAAGACAGAGUCUCCACAGCUCCGCUGCGUCCUCAACAGCAACAGCACGGCCUGCAGCUUCGCUGUGGCAGCCAGCUUCCUGGCCUUCCUCACCUGCCUGGUCUUCCUUGCCCUGGAUGCCCACGAGGUCCGCAUCGCAGGCACUCGCUUCAAGACAGCCUUCCAGCUCUUGGACUUCAUCCUGGCCAUCCUCUGGGUAGGCAUCUCGUUCGUGGGCUUCUGCUUCCUGGCCAACCAGUGGCAGCACUCACCACCCAAACAAUUCCUCCUGGGGAACAGCAGUGCCAAGGCCGCCAUCACCUUCACUUUCUUCUCCAUCCUUGCCUGGGUUCCCCUUCCUCUAAGAAGCCACAGCCCAGCUUCAGGAUUUGUCAAGACCAGAUGUCUUUGGGUAGGCCAGAGGUGGGGAGAAAUCCCACAAGGUCACCUCCAGGUCUCUGCACUGAGUCACAUUUCUGUACCACCUCCUGGACCCUUCACCUGGAUACCACCUUGAUAGCAGUGGAUUAGAGGCAUGAAGGAAACAUCUGUUCCAAAUCUAUUCCACUCUAAGUUCUUCAAGUCAUUACCGCCUGGCACAGGAGAUGACACAAGGCACCCAGUGUACAGUUGAGGAAGCUCAAGUUCAGAGUGAGAAAAUACUUCCAUUCCGUGGAGAGCACACCAAUAAGAAUCAGACCAAUAUGGUCCCCGCCCUGCAACCAAAGUCCAACCCCUCCACUUCCCAGUGACAAAAGACUUACCUUAAAAUCAUGCUGUGAGAAGCUGGUGAGGAAUAGGCCUCCAAGUCUAUGAGAUUCAAGAGGUCUUUAUCUUCAGAUAUAACUUAAAAACCAUCUUGAGGGAGAAGGAGGGAUUUUCAUUCUAGAACCCAGUGGUAAUCAGGGACUAGUGCAUAGGCCACAAUGUGCCUGCCUGUAGGCAUUGGGCUGGUAACCCCAGUGGGCAAAGCACUUACUAAGGAGAUGGUGGACACGGGGCUGUGUCUAGGAGAGGCAGCCUCCACUCAGCAUCUACCAUUCAGCAACGAGGCCUGGGGUUUCUAGAGCAGCACUGUCCAGUGAAAUCUAAUAGGAGCCCCAGUGAGGGGAGUUUUGAAUGGCCUGGUAGACACAUUAAGAAUGAAACCAGUGCAAUUAAUUUUAAUGUUUUAUUUCACCCAGUAUAGCCAAAAUAUUAUUUCAACAUGUAACCCACAUAAAAAUUACUAGUGAGGUAGUUUACAAUCUUUCAUACUAUGUUUUCAAAAUUCAAAACCCAUCGUGUAUUUAUACCCACUGUGUACCCCAAUUCACUCACUGCAUUUGAAUGCUCAAUGGUCAUAUGUAAUCAUAUUGGACAGUGCGGCUCUAGAACCUUCUCUUUUUUCUAGGAUAUUGGGCAUCAGUUUUGUUGGGUUGUUUGUUUUUUG
Molecule: messenger RNA, 1786 nt
Organism: Tupaia belangeri chinensis (Chinese tree shrew)
Lineage: Eukaryota; Metazoa; Chordata; Mammalia; Scandentia; Tupaiidae
Gene: SYNGR4
Product: synaptogyrin 4
Exons: 6
Coding region: 122-871 (249 amino acids)
Cellular component (GO): synaptic vesicle membrane; neuromuscular junction
Source: RefSeq, a predicted model, not a curated record